AUGAAGACUGCUACGUUGCUUCCUCUAGCUUUGUGCAGUACCGUCGCCUGGGCGUUUACUCCAUCCAGCCCGACACGACAACGUAUCGGGCGAGCAUCGAAAUCGACGAGCUUCACCGGUAGCAACUUGGGACCGGCCGAGGCUUGGUCCGCCUACAACGGAGCCCUCGAGGCGAAUCCUUUGAUUGUCAAGUCAGUCACUGCCGGUAUCAUUCUGGGAGCAGCUGACUUGGCAGGGCAAACUCUAGAGGAUUUUCAAAAGAAACAAGAAGGUGAUGCGCAAGAAGCGCUCGAGGAAUUCGGGAUUGAUUGGCUUCGCUCGGCGCGGUUUGCUAUCUUUGGGCUCGUACUACAGGCUCCCUGGAAUCACUUCUACUAUCUGGCUUUGGACGGACAGAUCCCUCCCACCACAGAGCCCUUCACCACCACCAACGGCAUCAAAGUUCUCAUCGAUCAGUUUGUACAAGCUCCAAUAUUUACCGUGUUGAUCUUUGUAUUCUUGGGGACUUUGGAAGGCAAGACUCCUAGCGCCAUUAAGAAUCAACUGAAUAACGACUACAAGGACACUAUCUUGGCCAAUUGGAAACUAUGGCUGCCGGCGACUGUCAUUAACAUUGGUUUUGUACCUCCAUUGUUUCGAGUGCUCUAUUUGAAUGGAGUCUUCUUCUUUUGGUCUAUUUACCUUUCGCUAAAGCUCAACAAAAAGGACGAAGCCUAA
This is a messenger RNA of Phaeodactylum tricornutum CCAP 1055/1, 717 nucleotides long. RefSeq lists its product with no specific name. The transcript is spliced from 3 exons. The record is from RefSeq and is a predicted model, not a curated record. The coding region runs from base 1 to 717 and encodes 238 amino acids. NCBI's taxonomy places the organism in Eukaryota, Bacillariophyta, Bacillariophyceae, Surirellales, Neidiaceae. Gene Ontology annotation, cellular component: cytoplasm; membrane.